AUGUCGGGUAAGCUCGACGUAGAGGGCGCGCCCGCCUUUUCGGACAACGACGACGUCUUUGCCGAAAAGCAGGCCGGCGUCGUCACCGCCGAGGCCGGUCGCUCCGUCGCAGGCUGGACCCUCUGGAUCGGCAUCCUCGGCAUCGCCCUUGUCGCCUACAUUGCCGGCCUCGACAACAACACCAUGUACGCGUGGCAGACGGCGGCGACGACCGAGUUCAACGACUUUGCCGCCUACACCGCCAUCGGCAUCGUACAGCAGGUCAUCAUCGCCGUCGGCAAGUUCCCGAUCGCCAAGAUUGCAGACGUCUUUGGACGCGCCCAAGCCUAUUCGGUCGCCCUCUUCUUCUGGAUCCUCGGCUUCAUUGUCAUCGCCGUCUCCCAGACCACCCGCGACGUGGCCGGCGGUACCGUCCUCUACGCCAUCGGCAACACCGGCGUGCAAAUCAUGCAGCAGAUUGUCAUCGCCGACUACAUCUCGACAAAGUGGCGCGGCGCCGCCAUCGGCCUCGUCAGCACCCCCUACAUCAUCAACUUUGCAAUCGCACCCAGGAUCGUCAACUCGAUCGCUCCCUUCGGCGACCUCAGCACCUGGAGGUGGGGGCCCGGCAUCUUUUGCAUCUGCGCCCCCGUCGCCGCCGCCCCCAUCAUCCUCGCCCUCGCCAUCAACCAGACCCGCGCAAAGAAGCGCGGACUCGUUCCCACGCACCCUUACAUGCGCAUGAUCGAGGACCGGCUGGUGGCCAACGGCGCCAACUCAAGGUUCUCGCCGGCCUACCUCAAGACACUCCUCUCGUGCACCGGCACCGUCGUCUACGAGCUGGGCAAGGACAUUGACGCCAUCGGCCUCUUCCUUGUCUGCGCCGGCUGGCUCCUCUUCCUCCUCCCGCUCAACCUGGCCAAGCUCCAGACCGACGGGUGGCAGACCAGCUGGAUCAUUGCCAUGCUCGUCAUCGGUGGCGUCCUAAUCAUCGCCUUUGGCUUCUGGGAGGUCUUUUUCUCCCCCAAGCCCCUCCUCCACCGGCGAUGGAGGCUCAACAAGGACGUCCACCUCGCCACCUGGAUCGGCUUCUUCGACUUCUUCAGCUUCUACCUCUCCUGGACCCCGGCCUACACGUGGAUCGUCAUUGUCAAGGACUUCAACACCACCGACGCCGGCUACUUUUCCAACACCCAGUCGCUCUGCCUGACCGUCUUUGGCAUUGCAGCCGGCUUCAUCUCGCUCGCCACCAAGCAGUACAAGUGGACCCUGUGCGGCGGAGCCCUGAUCCGCAUCCUGGGCAUCGGUCUCAUGAUCCGCUAUCGCGAUACGGUCUCGACCACCUUCCAGGUCGUCAUGCCCCAGGUGCUCCAGGGCCUCGGCGGCGGCAUCCUUGGCGUCACGCUCCAGGUCGCCGCCCAGGUCAGCGUGCGGCACCAAGACGUGGCCAUGGUCACCGCCUACGUCCUCCUUAUCACCGAGAUCGGAGGUGCCUGCGGUACCGCCGUCGUCGGCGCCAUCCAGACCAACGUCCUGCCCGGCUACCUCGACAGGUUCCUGCCCAUGCUCAGCGCCGCCGAGCGAGCAGCCAUCUUUGCCUCGCCCACAUCGUACCUGGCCACCUACCCGCUCGGCAGCCCCGUCCGCGACGGCAUCGUCGCUGCCUACAACCUCUACAUCCACAAGCUCCUCAUCGUCAGCAUCUGCCUCUCGGUGCCCCCCGUCCUCCUCUCCCUCGCCCUCACAAACUACCGACUCAACGACAAGCAGAACUGCGUCAGCGACGAGCUCGCAGGCAUGUCGAUCACCGCGCCCGCCUCGUCCAAGGCCAGCGACGAGAGCCACGACCGCGAUGACUAG
Messenger RNA from Pseudozyma flocculosa PF-1, 1839 nucleotides. RefSeq lists its product as uncharacterized. Gene Ontology annotation, molecular function: transmembrane transporter activity. Gene Ontology annotation, biological process: transmembrane transport. The transcript has a single exon. The record is from RefSeq and is a predicted model, not a curated record. Bases 1 to 1839 code for a protein of 612 amino acids. Lineage: Eukaryota; Fungi; Basidiomycota; Ustilaginomycetes; Ustilaginales; Ustilaginaceae.